AAAAAAGUGACGUCGUGCACGCUCUCAGCCAAUAGCGAGUCGAGAACGAGGCACGCGGACAGAAUCCGAAGUUGAUUCUGUUUAUGUAUUGUUUAGUUAAAUACGGCGAAGACAGCGUCUAAUGGAGGCUGUGCUGAGACAGCUGACCAACGUCCUGGAGUUACUGGCCGUGUCUCAGACAGACCUCGUGAGGGAAUGGGACCGUCACACCGCGCUCCGGGCGUUUCAGUGGGCUGAGUACUGCGAGCAGCUGCACUCCCGCUUCCAGUGCAACCCUGCGGUCCGCUCCGCGCUGGAGGCCGGUCUGAGCGACACCAACCAGCGCCUGCAGCAAGCUCUGCCGGCGUGCUCUCCAGUCAUGUUCUCUGAACUGGCCCAGUGUCAGCACAUGCUGCUCAUUCAUCUACUCAGAAACCCUUCCGCGCCGAACUCCGUUAUCCGAAUGCUUUUUGCUGCACAGGAAUCCCCGUUUGAUCAGAACAGCCUCAUUAGGUGUAAAGCAGCUUUUAAUCUGUUGUGCCGCACGCCGGACAGGGCUACUUCUGCUGGGUUACAGGCUGAAGCAGUGGUCAGAGGCACCCUGCUGGGGCAGCUCUUGAGCUCUGUACUGAGUCGCUCUGGUAAUGAUGCGCACGCGAGAGCACUGCUGGAUUCCGUCCUUCACGACAGCGCGGGAAAACCGGACAGCCUUCAUGAAGUCAUGGCAGCUGCGCUGCUUUCCCCCGGUGACGGCACGAGCUCGGCCGCUCAGCGCUGUGUGCUGGCCUGGCUGCAGGAGCACGAGGGCUGUUUGAGGAAACUCUGCACAUCUCUCUCCCCCGGGCUUUGCACCGGCAUCUCCCGACAGUCUAGCGAGUUUAAACGGGCGUAUUGGGGUGUUUUGAAACAGUGGGCGUCCUGCUUGGAGUUUGACGUCUUGGAGAGUCUGUGGGUGCCGACAUCAGAUGAGCCGGUCACCUUCAUAAUACUGACUGAUCGAUUCAAAGAUUUAUUAAAUUCAGGGCCACCAUUAAAAGAGGAGACAGAAACUGAACUCAAAACACUCAAACGGGAAGCUGGAGACUUUAAUGUGAAAGGCGUUUGUAUAUGGAGUGAUGUAAUCAUUCAUCUAAAGCUGUAAAUACAUCAGAAUGAAAGUUAAUGCGAGGCUAUUAUUUCAUUUGAUGUUAAUUUAACUAAUGAAAAUAUGCUGUGUUUGAGGAUAGAAGUGUGUGCAUUUUUUCCACACGUUUUAUAAUUAUAAAAUGUAUACUUUUGUUCGUUUUGUCGAUUUUAUGUUUUGUAGUAAUUUUAUUGUUGUUUUUAUGAUAAGAGCCAUUAUAAUAUCAAUUUUAUUUCUCCGUAUAUUUUGCUGUUUUUCAUAGUUGUAAUUUCUGAACAUGAUUUUGUUCCUCAGAAUUAAGAAAAACAACCCUCUGCUUCAGUCUCCCGGCAGACAGGGGGCGACAGUGCUCUUUACACCAUCAGCCGUGUGCAUUAUUUGAGGGCUGGGCUACUUGUGGUAUUUUCUUUACAGCUGAAUAAUUAAUAAAGUUCUUAAACAGCGUUACUGCUAUCAU
Messenger RNA from Sinocyclocheilus grahami, 1559 nucleotides. It is a transcript of the gene fancf, whose product is annotated as FA complementation group F. Bases 122 to 1120 code for a protein of 332 amino acids. The transcript has a single exon. Gene Ontology annotation, cellular component: Fanconi anaemia nuclear complex. NCBI's taxonomy places the organism in Eukaryota, Metazoa, Chordata, Actinopteri, Cypriniformes, Cyprinidae. Gene Ontology annotation, biological process: interstrand cross-link repair. The record is from RefSeq and is a predicted model, not a curated record.